Cercospora beticola is the source of this 1995-nucleotide messenger RNA. Its product is annotated as glycoside hydrolase family 127 protein. Gene Ontology annotation, biological process: carbohydrate metabolic process. Lineage: Eukaryota; Fungi; Ascomycota; Dothideomycetes; Mycosphaerellales; Mycosphaerellaceae. The record is from RefSeq and is a predicted model, not a curated record.
AUGGCGUACCCGCAGACGACUUUUGCGCAUACUACAAUCGACGAAGAUUGUCUGAUAGGCCGAAGGCAGAAGGCAGUAUGCGCAAAUACUCUAACAUAUCAGUUGCAGGUGCUCAAGCAGACGGGUCGUUAUGACGGCUUCAAGCUCAAAUGGCACCCGGUCUACGACGAGCCGCCACUGGUCUGGCCUAUACCAAAUCACCUUUUCUGGGACUCUGAUGUGGCCAAAUGGAUUGAGGGAGCUUGCUAUUUUCUGAAGCAGCACAGUCUCCCAGAAGUUGAGCAGGCAAUCACAGAACUCGUGGAGAUGAUCAUUGGAGCACAGCAGGAGGAUGGUUAUCUCAACAUUCACUACACUGUCGUUCAGCCCGGCAAACGCUUCACUAACCUGCGAGACAUGCACGAGCUCUACAAUUGUGGCCACCUGAUCGAAGCCGCGUUAGCUCACCAUGAUCUAUACCACAACGACCAGCUGAUGCGGCCAAUUUUGAAAUACGUGGACCUUCUCUGUCAGACGUUCGGGCCUGGCCUUGAGCAGCUCCACGGAUACCCGGGCCACCCUGAGAUCGAGCUUGCCCUACUUCGUCUGUACGAGCGCACUGGCGACAAGAAGCAUCUGACUUUGGCUCGUUUUUUCAUCACCGAGCGAGGCACCAAGAGUCAAGAAGGUCUGAACUAUUUCGACUGGGAAUCACUCAAACGUGGCGAUGAUCCCGCGAAACGACCUGCUUUCUACCCAGAGCCUCGCUGCUUGUGGUAUCACCAGGCUCAUGCACCAAUUGCAGAGCAAGAGACCAUCGAAGGUCAUUCAGUCCGCGCAAUGUACCUUCUUAUCGGUGCCGCCGACCUGGUACGCUUAGACCCUCAGUUCUCAGGCACAAAACUGGAGCAAGCAAUCUACCGACUUUGGCAUAACAUGAUACAGCGAAAGAUGUAUGUCACUGGCGGUGUAGGAUCCAUCAAGCAAUGGGAAGGAUUCGGACAGGACUAUUUCCUGCCCCAGGGCUCGGAAGAAGGCGGUUGCUAUGCUGAAACAUGUGCAUCUAUCGGUGUCAUGAUGUUAGCACAACGUCUAUUACAGAACAAGCUCGAUGGCAGCUUUGCAGACGUGAUGGAGUUAUGCCUGUUCAACACCGUCCUCACCUCAAUGUCCUUUGACGGCAAAGCGUUCACCUACGACAACCAGCUGGCAUCCUGCGAUGCAGAUCUGUCUAAGCGCUGCGAUUGGUUCACGGUCUCCUGUUGUCCGCCCAAUGUGUCGAGACUGCUUGGGCAGAUCGGUGGGUACGCCUGGUUAUACAACAUCGAUGGCGCAAAGUCAUCGGCUUCGGUGGUGGCUCAUUUGUACGUGGCAAGUACGUUGCAGUUCUCGGUGACUGACAAAGACGUACGAAUAACGCAAAAGACACAAUACCCCUGGGUCGGCGACAUAGAUUUUGCACUCAGCAACACUGGAGUUGAAGUUGAACUGAAGCUGCGCAUUCCUGGUUGGGCAUCAUCUUACAAUCUUGAACCACCUUGCAACGAAGCGACACUGUCCGAUGGGUAUCUCACUCUACCUGCGAAGUGGCUGGCAAAUCAUCAGUCUUUUCGCCUAUCGAUCCCGCUUAAGUCAAGAUGGAUCGCUCAGCAUCCCUUCGCCAAUCAGCACACCCUCUCUCGAGCGCGAGGUCCUGUCAUAUAUUGCGUAGAGGACUUCGACAAUCCUUGGGUCAAUGAUCACUUCAAGAGCGUCCAUCUCGACCAUGAAGGCACCUGGGACGAAAUAGAAACAACAGACGACGCCACUGGAGAUAAAUAUGUUGCAUUGACGUUGCACAAUGGCGCAAGGAGACUUGACCCAAAAGUUGUCGCGGGCAGCCCUGUCAUUGAUGCGAAGGAGCUGCAAGCCCAUUUGGAAGCAUCGGAGAGGAUAGAAACGCUCAAGUUCGUGCCAUACUAUUUCCGAGCAAACAGAGGCGGCAAGGGGCACAUGCGAGUUGGUUUGAAGCGAUAG